AUGCUCGCUGCCCGACGACCUCCUGACCAGACGAAGCAACGCAUGAACGCAUGGAUGGAGCAGUCGUGCUCGGCUCUCAUACUACCCUCCAACCAGUCGGCGAUGCAACCGUCCGAGCUCGAGAUCAGACGGGAAGUAGAGGCCCUCCGGGAUAUUAGGAGGCGGUCGACUGCAGGCGGACCUGGCUCGCUCAUCCUGGACCCGGAUUUGCCCAGCGCUACAACCCAGCCCUCGCCGACCACCCCAUACUGGUCGCCCGACGAGCUCACCACUACCACCAACAGCGAUAGCACUGAAGAAGAGUCUACAGAUGGCAAUGGUGAUCCCUUCCAUCUCUUCUGGGUACCUGCUCGCCUUCAUCCAGAAAUUGCGCCGGCCGAGUUCAGACAAUUCCUGAAAGAACAUGCCCGCAGUCCCUCAGACGAACCAUCCGGCCUCUCGCGCUCGGUGUCUGGUGGUUCUACAGAUCUCGGGCGGAAGCGAUCUAUGCUGAGCCGGCAGUACAAACCGUCUGCGAAUGAUGGCGUUGAGGAAGAGCAAGUCGUGCCCAUUCGGAGGAAUCGGUCGAGUAUCUACAGCACCGGGCCUCAGCUCACGAUUAGCGAUCUGCAGAAGCUGGAGGAGCUGGCGGAGGAGGCCUCGCAAAGCGAUGACCCCACCAAGUUGAGGAGUGUGUUGCGGAGGAGUCUCAGUCUGAACGUGGCACCCUCAGUCAUCGACCAGAUGGACGACUUGAACGACCCAGGAGAUGAAGCCGAUUCACCAAUCAUUGUGCCGCGCUUGGGCGAGGGAUUGCGUCGUGCAGCACGCACAAAAAUCCGCAAGCCGGGUAUGCAAGGCGAGGGUGCGCAUCGCUUCACUGCUACUCGCAGCCGACGAAAGUCCGUGAGCCGCUCAGCGACGGUGGGUUCGCCUCGGACAUCGAGUGAGAUGUCCGUAAGCGAUCACGGCCACGCGGAGGCCAGCAGGAAGCCUCGCGCAGAGGACGACGCGCCUCCUGUGCCGCAAGUCCCACCUCUUCCACGGCCCGAAUCAUACAGCGAAGAAGCUCUGAUCUAUGACGCAUACGUCACCGAGGAACCAGACGAGGUCGAUGGCCCUCAUAGGGAAACGACUCCUGAACCCUCCGUCGAAUCUUCGCUCUCUGGCCCAUCCUCUACUACGACACACACCGAGUCGCAUGAACUUGCCGUGGAAUCUGGGCCGAUCCUGCAUCAUCCUAAACCACAGCGAGCUGUCACGCCAGCAGUCACUGAGCCUCCCGUGGAAACACACACACCCUCCCCUCCGCCCACGACUGCGCCCGCUAACUCGCCUUCUAACGUGCUGCAGCCACGUCCCUCUUUACAAGAAGCACCCCUCUAUCACCCACCCUCUCCGAGCCCCUCCGAACAGCGACGGGAGAAAGAUAAGAAGGGUGGCUUGUUCAAGUGGGGAAGUGACAAGAGCAGCAAGAAGCAGACCAAGGAGAAGGAGCAGCGCGAGCGCGAGAAGGAGAAGGAGAAGGAGAAAGAGAAAGAGAAGGAUACUGGCUUUUUCGGAUCGCUGUUCGGAGGCAAGAAGAAGCAGGAGGAUGCGCAGCCGUCGACGGCCAAUCAAUCUGGACGCGAGACCGCUGCUGCCCUGUUGGGGGCGUCCAAGUCGUCCAAGAACUACGUCCCGUCUCCUUCGCCGCAGCUUGCUGGCAUGUACGCGCGAUACCCGAUCCAUGUUGAGCGAGCGAUCUACCGGCUCAGUCACAUCAAGCUUGCUAACCCCCGCCGUCCGCUCUACGAGCAGGUCCUGAUCAGUAACCUGAUGUUCUGGUACCUGGGCGUGAUCAACAAGACCCAGAACCCGCAGAACGCUGCUGCGAAUGGCUCAGCGCAACCACAGACGCCAGGACAGGCUCAGCCGGAGCCAGACAAGGAGCAGCAGGAACAAGAGCAGAGGGAGCGGGAGGAGCGGGAGGGGGCGGAGAAAGAACGGAUGGAGAGGGAGCAGGAGCAGAGAGAGAAGCAGCGGCGGGGGAGCCUCACGAAACCCGGAGCGGCGAACGCACCUCAGCCAAGCGUCCGGCGAGCUGAGAUGCCAGUGCGCGGGCCCCAAUAUGAGAUGCAACACCGCGCUAUGGAGCACGAGUAUGGCCACGGGUACUCAAACAACAUGUCCGGGGCCUCCGGAUACGGCUACGGCUCUGGCGGCGGGGCCUCGUAUCAAUCGCAACCUGCACUACGAUCGUCGUCAGCGCCUCCUCAACCAUACACGGUCGGCCUCGCGCAACCACAACCUCAAGCUGCCAACGGUGGUGGUUGCGGGCGGAUCGCUGCCCCCGGGGGCCAUGCCUCCAGUAGCAGUCGAGCAAACAUGGCUAGCAAAUCAAGCGACCACGAGCAUGCUCAACUCGAGGGGCAUACAUCUCCAUCACCCCCGCGCUCCGCUUCCCCGCCGUCUCCGCCCAACCAGUCAGUCGCUCCGCGCCGGACACGGUCUCCGCCGCCUAACCGCUACACACCCGCGCAGGAGAAGCAGCCAUCGUACAGCGCGCCGGGCGCCCGGCUCCCCAGUCGGUCAUUGUCUGCCUCUGCUGCGCCGCCCGUCGUGUCUACGAUGAACCAUUUCAACAACAGUGCCAAGCUAAAGAAGGGUAUCAGUGCGCAUGCGGUGGUGCAGAGCCGGCGGCGCCCCUCAGAGGACGAGGACGUGCCGCUCGCGCUAUGGCAACAAACGCGAAGAAAGUAG
Messenger RNA from Fomitopsis serialis, 2721 nucleotides. RefSeq lists its product as uncharacterized. Bases 1 to 2721 code for a protein of 906 amino acids. The transcript is spliced from 4 exons. Lineage: Eukaryota; Fungi; Basidiomycota; Agaricomycetes; Polyporales; Fomitopsidaceae. The record is from RefSeq and is a predicted model, not a curated record. Gene Ontology annotation, cellular component: cytoplasm; cell septum. Gene Ontology annotation, biological process: establishment of cell polarity; positive regulation of G2/M transition of mitotic cell cycle.